AACGGGCUUUACAUUUCAGAAGUAAGCUUAAAAAACUCAACAUGUCUACAAAUUUUGGUUCUAAGGAUGGAAUCCUCAUUCGGAUCAUGACUGUGGAUGACUACAAACUGGUGAAGAUCUUCAUGAGAGAACAUUUCUUUAUUGGAAAUCCGAUGAACGACGCUUGCGACGAAGAUGUUCAGAAAUGCAAUGAGAAGGAAAACGAUGAAUAUCACAUUGAUAUGAUAAAGCAGAACACAUCUUUAUUGGCUGUCAAGGAUGACGACGAAGAACAAAUCGUUGGUUUUGUUCUAGCCGGUGCUCAAGUGCCGAGUGAUUUGGAGAAGAGUCGCAAGGAGGCUGACGAAUUGGAAGAAAAUGCCUGGAAACGCAUUGCAGUGUUUAAUUCGUUAAAUUUUCUCAACAAAAAUAGCCGAGUAGUAAAGAAAAUAUACCAACAUAUUUGUAAUGUCAAGUCAUAG
This is a messenger RNA of Drosophila sulfurigaster albostrigata, 461 nucleotides long. Its product is annotated as arylalkylamine N-acetyltransferase-like 2. Lineage: Eukaryota; Metazoa; Arthropoda; Insecta; Diptera; Drosophilidae. The transcript has a single exon. The record is from RefSeq and is a predicted model, not a curated record. The coding region runs from base 42 to 461 and encodes 139 amino acids.